AUGGUCGAGAACGGUGGUUCCAGCGGUGGAAGUGAGAGUCCAAAUGCGACUUGUGCUCGUUCAGGAUUGUUAGAGACGUUAGUACGAGGUGUAUGGUACCGUGUACAUUGUUCCUUGGAAGAUGAUUAUUUAAGCGUAUCUUUGGAUGACGGCUACGACGCAACGACCACUCUUAAUGGCACAUUGAAUAACAAUAAUGUUGAAACACCAAACAGUGACUUCACAGAAGUGCCUGAAGCUAUUGCCAAUCAGAAACGCCUAGUGCAAGUCGUAAAAUCAGACAAUAAUGGUUUAGGUAUAUCUAUAAAAGGAGGAAUAGAAAACAAUAUGCCCAUAUUGAUAUCGAAAAUAUUUAAAGGCAUGGCUGCUGAUCUUACAGAGCAAUUGUACGUUGGUGAUGCAAUUCUUUCUGUCAAUGGUGAGGAUUUAAAAGAUGCAACACACGAGGAAGCAGUAAAGGCAUUAAAAAGGGCAGGGAAAAUGGUUCAGUUAGAAGUGAAAUAUUUGCGCGAAGUUACCCCAUACUUCCGUAAGGCCUCAAUCAUCAGCGAAGUUGGGUGGGAGUUGCAGCGUGGCUAUAUGGCAGAUGCGCCGCCCUCGCCGCCGUCACCUAGACGACGACGAGCGGACACUCGCUACGUACCCCUACUUAUGGCAUGCGUCGCCAAGAACCUUCGUCAUCAUGAUCCAGAGGAGCGCAUAAUCGAAAUAUACUCGCCGGACGGCGUGCAUGCGUUGGCUUUGCGCGCUGGCACGGCUGGUUCAGCGGCGGGCUGGCAUCGCGCCCUGCACGCGGCCGUGCGCCGAGCCGCCAGGGCCGCGAUGGCUCGUGCGCGGCCCCGCCUGCGGGCCUUGGUGGGCGAAGUGCGGUACGCCGGCUGGCUGGCUCGGCGCCCGCCUCAGGAUCUUAUGGGAGCUUCUGGCGGUUCAGACAGUUCCGAUGAUAUGGAAGGCUGGGUGCCAACCUUCGUUGCCAUCACUGAUCGUGAGUUAAGACUGUACGAGGCGGCGCCGUGGUCGGCGGAGGCGUGGUGCGCCCCCACGGAGAACUUCAACCUGGCGGCGACGCGGCUCGCGUGGUGGCGGCGCGGCAGCUCGGGGCCGGGCUCGGGCUCGGAGGCGGAGGGCGGCGGGGCGGGCGGGGCGGGCGGCGCGGCGGCGCUGGGCGUGCGCGCCGGCACGGCGGGCGGGCUGUGCGUGCGCGCGCUGCGGGCCGACACGCCGCACGACCUGGCCGCGGUGGCCGGCGCGCUCGUCGACGGCGCGCAUCACGCGGUGCGCGCGCAACCAGAGUUCACUUUCCGGUGCCGGUUCCGCGGGGUGUGCGCGCGGCUGGCGCUGGGCGCGGGCGGCGUGUGCGUGUGGGAGGCGGCCGGCUCGCUGGGCCGCGGCGGCGCGCGCGCGCUCUACCGCCGCCCGCUGCACGCGCUGCGCGCCUCCGCCGACGACGACCGCGCCGCGCUCUGGCUGCACUUCGCCGACGACGACACGCUCGAAUUGGACAUGGAGGGCAGUCCAAAGCCAGCCGUUUUCAUCCUACACAACCUCCUUUCAGCGCGUGUUCACUCGUUGCCCGGCGAAGAGGUCGCCAAUCCGCUAUAA
Messenger RNA from Parnassius mnemosyne (clouded apollo), 1602 nucleotides. Lineage: Eukaryota; Metazoa; Arthropoda; Insecta; Lepidoptera; Papilionidae. The record is from the annotation of a GenBank genome assembly.